GACCCUCACAAACCCCGCCUACACACUAAAAACCACCGCGUCUCAUUGGACAGCAGCUACGUCAGUCAGAAAACCCGCGCUCUGCCAUAUUUAAAAAGUAUAUAGUGACCAGAAAUCUUUUGCCAGUUGUGAUUGGCUACUGUUCGCUGCGAGGAUGUCACAGCGGUUGCCAUUGGUUAGUUCUUUGAAGCGCUGUAACGUUCUUCUCUCCGAUUGGCUACACAAACCCAUCGGGCGCGAUUUCCAACGCGGGAAAGUACCGGGUCACUGUAACAAGUGAGGCUGUCGGAGGAGCGGGAUCAGAGAAGCUCUGCUACAUGUAACUCCGGGAAUGACUGACUUUACCACACUGCGGCAGGUUAACAGCGGAUUACUCACGUUUUAAACGUUUUAAUUUAAUUCCAACGGUUUUUAGAUUCAGUUUUUAUCCGUUAUGGCUGACAGCAAGCAUCAGGUGAUUUUCUGCAACGACUCGCCAAAAAGAGUUCUGGUGUCGGUUAUUAAAACAACACCGAUUAAACCGAGGACCACCGCGGACUCCCUGAUGCCCACCAGCCCCGGUUUUAGCGACUUUAUGGUGUACCCAUGGCGCUGGGGCGAAAACGCGCAUAAUGUGACUUUGAGCCCCGGUUCAGGCAGCGGCGCCGCCUCGCCCACCCGAACCAGCAGCUCUCCAGCCGAAGCAGACCCGCUUUCCUGCCCGGAGCACCUAAAGGAUGGUAUCCGGCGUGGCCGUCCGCGGGCCGACACCGUCCGGGAGCUGAUCAACGAGGGGGAAAACUCCACCAGCCGCAUCCGCUGCAACAUCUGCAACCGCGUCUUUCCUCGAGAGAAGUCCCUGCAGGCCCACAAACGCACACACACCGGUGAACGGCCGUAUCUGUGUGAUUAUCCAGACUGCGGUAAAGCAUUCGUCCAGAGUGGUCAGCUGAAGACACACCAGCGUCUGCACACUGGAGAAAAGCCCUUUGUCUGCUCCGAGAAAGCUUGCGGGAGCCGCUUUACUCAUGCUAACCGUCACUGCGCGAAACACCCGUACGCCAGGCUGAAGCGUGAGGAGCCGACCGGCGGCCCCGGGAAAUCACAGGGAGCCGAUAACAAGGCUGUUGCAGAAUGGCUGACAAAAUAUUGGCAGACACGUGAGCAGCGUUCGCCUGUACCGGGCAAAGCAAAGCCUCAAAACAAGAGUCCCCUGGAGGACCAGGAGCAGCAGGACCCGCUUGACUUCCUGCCAUCCGAUGAAGGAGAAGAAGAAGAGCAAGAGGAGGAGAAGAGCGCCCCCUCUGGCGGAGUAGUGACGGCGCGCCGGCGUCUGCAGGAGCAGAGGGAGCGUCUGCACGGAGCGCUAGCACUCAUCGAGCUCGCUAACAACCUGUCGGCCUGAGACACUCGUCAGCUCCAGACAUGUGGAUAUAAGCUACAAGCACCUUAUUUCGCUUCCUUAUUUCGUACCUUUAGGCUGCUAUGAUGGUAGAUGAUAUCAUUAUAUGAAUGAAGAAUGUCGUUUGCUCUUGUUCAGGAGAUAUUCCUGGAGACGUUCCUUUUGUUUCGUUGUGCACUUUGUGGACAUGAGUGUGUGUUUGGGGAUUGUGGGUGGAUUUGUGUGUGGAUUUUAGUGUUCGUAUGUGUGUGUGUGUGUGUGUGUGUGUGUUUGUACGUGUGUGAGAAGACUUAUGACUAGCAGGAGACCCGCUUUUGCUUUCCCUACGCAGACACCCGCAUUAGUCCCGGCGCUUCCAUCACUCGCUCGUGUUUAAUCAUGUAUUUAUUCUAUUUAAAGCAGUGUUGAGCGCCACCUGCUGGCGGCUGUAGGACUCAGGCUUUGCAAUCAAACUAACCAGCUUUAAAAGGCAUCUCUUAAGGGUACACGCGUGUGUAGUAGUAGUGUUGUUGAAAAGGACUGAUAUAGGUAGUAAUCAAUACUGAACAUUUCUAAAUAUUUUGAGUGGAUGUUUAAAGCGUCGCUGAUUGGCUGGUGUGUUUAUAUGCUCUGCAGAAAUGACUGUGAUUGGCUGCACUGAAGUCAGUAUAGCCAACCACGGUCAUUUGUGUUGAGCAUUGGAAUACAGUGCACAAUCAGGAAUUUUUAAAGUGACAGUACACAUAAAAAUGACAAUUCUGUCUUCAGUUACUCUCCAAGUAAACAUUUUUAACUCGUAUAAUUUCUUUGUUUUGUUGAAGAUGAAGGAAAUACUUGGGAGAAUGUCAGUAUCCAUACGGACACAUUUACUGCCAUACUUAUUUUUCCUGCCGUGAUACUAAAUAGGUAGCGAGAUCUGGUUGUUUACUGACAUUCCACCAAAUAUCUUAUUUUUUCCCAUCCAGAACAAAGAGUUUAAAACAACCUGAAGGUGAAAAUGAUUGUAGAAUUAAAAUGUUUGGGUGUACUAUCUGAUUGGCUUCAAUGACAAAUGGUGACAGAUUUGUUUGUGUACUGUCCCUUUAAACGCCCCUAAUUGUCUACAAUAACAGUAAAUGAUGACAAGAUUGUAUUUUUUUGUGUACUGUCCCUUUAAACACCUCUGAUUGCCUGUUUUAUUGCCAUGUGACUUAUUGGCACCAAUGAGAGUAAAUGGUGACAGAAUAUUCAUUUUAUUUGGUGUUCUGUCCUUUAAGACACCUGAUUGGCUACAGUGACAGUAAAUGAUGACAUCAUCAAUUACAUCAUCAUUCAAUUCUUUUAUGGUGUACUGUUUUUUUUUAAAUGCCUUUUAUUGGCUGUUGUGUGGUCACAUGACUGGUUGUCUACAGUGACAGUAAUCGAUGACAUGAUUUUCAUUUUUUGGUGUACUGUCCCUUUAAACCCCUUUGAAUGGCUACAGUGAUGGUAAAUUUACAUUUUUUUGUAUGCACUGUUCCUUUAAACACCUCUAAAUGGCUGUUUUAUUGUCACAUGACUGGCACCACUGAGGGUAAAUGAUGACUAGUUUCAUUUUUGGUGUACGGUCCCUUUUAAAUCCUUCUGAUUGGCAACAAUGACAGUAAAUUGACAUAAUUUUUAAUAUUUUGUUUGCACUGUCUCUUUAAACACCUCUGAUUGGCUAAAGUGACAGUAAAUGAUGACGUCAUUUUAAUAUUUUUUGAUGUACUGUCCCUUUAAACACCUCUGAUUGGCUACAGUGACAGUAAAUAAUGACGUCAUUUUAAUAUUUUUAAUGUACUGUCCCUUUAAACACCUCUGAUUGGCUACAGUGACAGUAAAUGAUGACAUCAUUUUAAUAUUUUUAAUGUACUGUCCCUUUAAACACCUGAUUGGCUAGUGCUGGUAAACAAUGACAUCAUUUUAAUUGUUUGUGAGUACUGUCCUUUUAAACACCUGAUUGGCUACAGUGACAGUAAAUGAUGACAUCAUUUUAAUAUUUUUAAUGUACUGUCCCUUUAAACACCUUUGAUUGGCUAGUGACUGUAAACAAUGACAUUUAAAUGUUUUGCAUGUACUGUCCCUUUAAGAAUCCACUCAAAAUGCCAGCAUGAAAUCUGGUAGUGUCCCAUUUUUACAGUUUCAGUAUUGGUUAGUACCAAAUUCAGUACUUCAGACGACUCUAUGUAGUAGUGUAUAGAUUGACAGUGGAAAGCUGAUAAACUGAAGCACUUACCAUAUUAAUCUCUCACUUCAGUAGCUCUUAUUUCCAAAGAGAAGUGAUGGAAAAAGAGUCUGGAUGGAUCUCGACGGCACUUGUUUCACCAGUUCAUCAUUCGUAACACUACAUUCUGUUCAUUGUUCAAUUUGCAUCAAGAAUUAAUUCGGCCUCAAAAACUGGAAAGGUGCGUUUCUGACGAGGUCGGGGAUGUUUCUGCGUGGCGUCGAGUUUUUAUGUCCAUUUUAUAGCUGAAAAUAAUAUAUUUCCCCCCUGAAUUGUUGGAGAAGAUCAAUGUUUAGCCGCGACAACAGAAUGUAAUCAAGUGUUUUAUUUGGAGAUCUUCUGUUCGACUUUGUACAUGUGUAAGCGGGCUUUUUCAUCAUAGUGUUAGCACUUCAAGUCUUCAAUAAAUGAUAUAAAUCCUG
Molecule: messenger RNA, 4006 nt
Organism: Danio rerio (zebrafish)
Lineage: Eukaryota; Metazoa; Chordata; Actinopteri; Cypriniformes; Danionidae
Source: RefSeq, a predicted model, not a curated record